Messenger RNA from Acanthosepion pharaonis, 1386 nucleotides. The record is from the annotation of a GenBank genome assembly. NCBI's taxonomy places the organism in Eukaryota, Metazoa, Mollusca, Cephalopoda, Sepiida, Sepiidae.
AUGGUGCUGCUAUUGUCAGUGAUGGCGGUGCAAGAAAUGCUGCAACAGACGCCCAGACGGUUCGCACUUGAGAAAGUCGGUGUAAGUUAUAGCGGUGAGUCACCUCUUGCGGCUAGCUUCUGUUGCCUGGUCAUUUCGCUCUGUUGCCAGCGAAGAGUAAUCGAUAUUACUGUUACCAACAGAUUGAACUACCCUUUCUCCAUUUCUUCAUAUCUAUCUAUCAUUUAUCUAUCUAUCUAUCUAUCUAUUCAUUCUAUCCAUAUUGUUCCAUUCUGUUCUAUUAUCUAUCUAUUCUGUUUAAAUAUAUCUAUCUAUCUAUCUAUUAAUCUAUCUAUAUAUUUAAUUAUUUGUCUCCUCUUUGUUUGUUUGUUUAAAAAAAAUAUUUUUUUCAAUUUUCUUUUUUUCUUUUUUCUUUUUUUUUUUCUACGUCUUUUCUUUUUCUUUCUUUCUUUUUUUUUCUUUUCUUUUCUUUCUUGGAAAUUUUUCUCGUUUCAACCCCUUUUUACUUUUCUUUUAAUUAUGUUUCUUUCUUUCUUUCUUUUCUUUUUCUUUCUUUUCCAAUUUUAUAUUUUUCAUUUUCAUUUUGUUGAAUUUAAUUUGUUUUCUUUCUUUUUUUUUUUUUCUUUCUUUUUUUUUUCAAAAUUUCACUUGCCGAAACAAUUUUUAUUUCUUGCUUGCUUGCUAAAUUCAUUUCAUUCUUUCUUUAUUUCAGAAUUUCAUUCUUCUUUUCUGAUUUCUUUCUUUUCAUUCUUUUCUUUCAAAUUUUUUCUUUUUUUAAAAGACAUUUUAAUCAAGUUAGAAAAUGAUAAUUAUUUUCAGAGUUAUUUAUUCAUAUUUUAUUUCUGUCUCAUUCCUUAUAUUUGCAUCUCCUUCUUCUUCUUCCUUCGCCUCCUCCUUCUUCUCCUUCUUCUACUUCUUAUCAUCCUCCUCUUUCUUCUUCUCUUCCUCUUUCUUCUUCUGCUUUCUCCUCCUCCUCCUCCUACUUGCUAUUAUUCCUCCUCCCCUCCUCCUCCUUCUUUCUUCUACUUCCUUUUCCUCCUUCUUCUUCUUCUUUCUCCUCUUUCUUCCUCCUCUUCCUCCUCAUUCUUCAUGUUCUUCGUCUUGUUCUUCUUAUUCCUCCUCCUCUUCCUUCUUUUUCUUCUUCUUGUUCUUCUUAAUUCCCUUCUUCUUCCUCCUCCUUCUUGUUCUUAUUCCUCCUCCUUCUUCCUUUUCCUCCUCCUCCUCCUUCUUGUUCUUAUUCCUCCUUCUUCUUCCUUCUCCUCCUCCCCUCCUUCUUCUUCCUUCUCCUCCUUUUUCAUCCUCCUCCUCCUUUUUCUUCUUCUUCUUCCUCCUCCUCCUUCAAUGCUGGUCGUUGUCAACCGUCAAAUUUUCCUCAUGUUCCUAUGA